Wallemia ichthyophaga EXF-994 is the source of this 1413-nucleotide messenger RNA. RefSeq names its product Cyclin-dependent kinase 2. Gene Ontology annotation, cellular component: nucleus. The record is from RefSeq and is a predicted model, not a curated record. Gene Ontology annotation, molecular function: cyclin-dependent protein serine/threonine kinase activity; ATP binding. The coding region runs from base 1 to 1413 and encodes 470 amino acids. Gene Ontology annotation, biological process: protein phosphorylation. NCBI's taxonomy places the organism in Eukaryota, Fungi, Basidiomycota, Wallemiomycetes, Wallemiales, Wallemiaceae. The transcript has 2 exons.
AUGAGCUCAACAUCAUUGAUUGCCGGUAGCGAUCUAAACGAUGCUAAUCCACAGACUUUAAUUGCAAUGGGUAUUCUUAAAGGCAAUGGCUUAGCUAUAGACGAGGACACUCUUGAGCCGCUGACGGAAGGCAGACAUGGACUGCUUUACCGGUGCCAGCGACGAGUAAAUGACAAUAUCGGCGGUAUAAAUGGCUGGAUCGCCCUGAAGGCUGUUAACGUCUUCAUCAACAAGAAGAGGCUGCCUCACGAUGCGCUCAGGGAGUCAUUUAUACUAUCCCGCACACACCAUCCAAACAUUAUCAGCCUCCUUAAUGCCUACGAGUCUGAUAGAAUUUACAUUCUUGCUCUACCGCUGCAACCGCUCCCACUAUCCAUGAUACUCUCUUACCCGGACUUCGUCCCUUCAUUCUCUCCAUUUACGCACAUAGCUAGGUCUAUCAUCUAUCAGCUUCUUCUCGCCGUCGAGUACUUGCAUUCGUCUGAGGUCGGAGUAGCCCAUCGUGACGUCAAUCCCUCCAAUGUUGCACUCGAUGGUAAUGGCUGUGUAAAGCUCCUUGACUUUGGUGUUGCCUAUGAGGAUGGUCUGGGUAUGGAAAAUGAGCAUCCGAACGGCGGCAUGUUUUUUGAGCUUGCAACGGGUGCAUAUAGAGCGCCAGAGCUUAUAUUCGGUAGCAGAUGCUACGAUGCGCGCAGCACAGAUUUAUGGAGUCUAGGCGUUACUAUAUCAACCUUUUUUACUCAUUUGAGUAGCUACACAUGCCCAGCGUCGCCCAGAACUGACAGUACAUCAUCCAUCUCAUCCUCCAUUUCAAGUUCAAGUCAAGGUGGCCUCACUCGAUUAGACGCUCCAAUCACUCUGCCUAGCUUGCCCGACAUUCACAACCGCAGAGACUCAUCUCACAAUGCUCAGCCUCAAUCACGGUGGUCGAGGAAGACAUUGUUCGACGCUUCCUACGGUGAAAUUGGUUUAGCGUCUAGUAUAAUAAGCGUGAGGGGACCUAUCACAGAUGAAACUUGGCCGGAGUAUGCUACCUUACCUGAUUACAAUAAAAUAAGCUUCAACAAACCCAUCCCGAAUCACCUUUCAAACUACCUCCCAUAUUUACCAGAAGUGCCCGAUCCCGUGCCCAAUACAUUCAUGCACACGCCAAAUUAUAAGCCCAUAGCUACUGUAUACGACCUCAUUGAACGACUCCUUCAAUACUCUUCCGCAAGAAGGUUGUCGGCAACAGAUGCCAUUAAUCAUCCGUGGAUUUCAAAUUUCCCCAUUCUCGUACCAGCUCAGGGUACACAUGAAGAUUAUAGUAGGAGCACGCACAGCUACGCUCACUCAUUCGAAGGCAAGACGCUACCCAUGUGGUUGUCACAUUGGCUCAAGGCGGGUGAGCGUCGAAUGUUAGGAACUUAUUGA